Molecule: messenger RNA, 5942 nt
Organism: Morone saxatilis (striped sea-bass)
Lineage: Eukaryota; Metazoa; Chordata; Actinopteri; Moronidae
Product: protein piccolo
Exons: 12
Coding region: 38-4900 (1620 amino acids)
Source: RefSeq, a predicted model, not a curated record
AGAACUUUCUCUUUUUUUAAAGGUGCUGUUGAAGACGAUGGCUGCUCAGGUGGAGGUCCAGCCCGGGGAGGUAGGGAGGACAGUGGUGGGAGGACGGCUUCACCUGAGUCCCCUGACUGACUCCAGCAAUAGCCUCAUCGAGAUCAACCAGUCCCACAUCAUCACCCCAGAACCUAACAAACCUGUGCCGGGCCCCAAACCUCGGCUCACUCCCAAACCUUUUGCUGUGGAGAGAAACACCACCAUUAAGCCCAUAGUCGCCCCGAAGCCCCACACCAAGCCCCGACCGGAGUCCACUCGCCUUGUCGGAUACACACCAGAGCCUCUGUGCAGUCCGAAACCGCAGCAGCCCAGCAAACCCAGGCCGGUGUCCACCAACCCCAACCGACCCACCUCUACCUCCUUUAAGACUCCGAAUAAAACCGGACAAACCACCAAGCCGGUAGUCCAGCCGUUUAAACCAGCCCCUUCGCUUGACCCCGGAGACCCCAGCAAACCCACCACCCCUGUUCCAGCAGAGAGGCAGAAACCUGCCGCGUCGAGCUUGGCCUAUUCCAAGAGCCUUAGGAAACUCCCAGCAGCACCAGCAGCAGCAGAGUGGUCCGGAACCACUAGAAAGGAGGACGAGAAGGACCAGCUGACAUCCAGCAAAGGUGGGCCGUCCAUCACCAGAGCCAAGUCCAUGGGUUUCCUCGCUCAGGUGGGGCAGGACGAAGAAGAAAAGGCUAAACCAGUGGCAGCAGUGCCGAUGCGACCCCACCCCAGAGGCUCCAGGCCCAGACCCGUAUCGGCCAUUUUCAUCGACAGUCCUACAAAAGCGGAGCCACCGGUUCCCGCCCCUCGCUGGGUCGGGAGGAGACCUCUGUCAGCGGAUCUCACGUCCAGAUUUGAGUCUAUCGGUCUUUCCCUGCACCGUAAAACCCCCACGGACACGAAGGAGAACACUCCGGAGAGCGCUCCACAGAAGAAAGAGCCGGAGAAAACCGCUACCAGCUCCACGCCGCAGAGCACCGAAGGCGAGGCGAAGCCCGCCGCCUCAGACCAAAGCAACAAAAAGACAGAAGAGGUGAAAGAGACGGAGGAGGAGAAGCGUGCGGUGAGCAUCAAGUCACGAAUCAGUCUCCUCCUCGACUCGUCCUCCUCUCCUGGGGCAGGUACCACGGGUCAAGGGUCGGACCUCUCUCCGGUGCAACCAGUCCCUGAAACAGAACCAGCGGUUGGUGUGAAACAGCUCAUCAAACAGCUGACAGAGGACACGACACCAGCUCCGAGCCCCGUCCCGAAACCUCCGCCGAAGCCCCGCCCCUUGCCCCUCGACCUGACUAAAAGGUUUUCAUCCGAGAGGUCGCCAGACUUUGGCAGCGAGGCCACAGACCGCCAUGACAUCAGCAAAGAUCCUCAGAGGAGGAUCGAAGACUCACCUUUCUCCCCCAGUGACCAGAGGACGUUUGUGGAUUUUAAAGAUUCCCAAGAGCAGCUCAAAAAGGCCUCCACGCCGGAAGGACCCGAGGCGGGACAGACGUUUGGCGCCACUUCCAAGGACAGUGCUCCCGGUGGGGACGUGCAGACAGUGAGAGCAGCCUUGUUUGAAAAUGUCGUGGAGAAACGCAGUGUGAUGAUGGUGGACGAUGGAAAGCCUGUAAGCAAGGCCAAGGAUUCGCUCAGCAGCCCGUCAUUCAAGAGAGAAAGUGGCGAGGAUGAGGGAACUCUGGUCACCGCCACCUACAAAGAGCCUGCAUCUCCAUCAGGUCCUCUGCGGGUGUUGCACGCCUUCGACACUGUGCAGGCGGUGGAGGAGAACAGGGCGGUGAGUGAGAACAUCCCGUCAGCUCAGUGGGAGGAUAAGGCCAUGACGCUACGCUCCAGGCGCUCAGAGGGGAGCCGGGCCGGUGCGGCUCAAAGCGAACCAGCGAUGCCGGCUCAGCAGCCGCGGUAUCUGAGAGUCGGAGCCCUGCAGAAGUGGAACACCCCGGGUCUCGAACAGGAGGCCGGUGCGGAGAAAGGGAUGCUAAAGGAUCCACGAAGGGAAGAACAAGUGGCUUUGGACAAAGACAGACAGAGAGAGGCAGAACAGGAGGACGUGGCUGCAUCUCCGAAACGUUUGAAAAUGCUGCAGGCAGAGGAGCAGCCGAAGCCCAGGGCAACCUACUUUGCUUUGACGGGUCAAAUGCAGGAUCCGUUUUCUCCUGUAGAUGCAGGAGCGAGCACCGGGGACAUGUCGGCGCCGUUCGAUGAUUUCUCUAUGAGGUCUGCACCGGGAAGCUCUCAAGGGAAGGUUCUUCCAGCGAGGAGGAAUCCAUCGUUAGAAGAAGCUUUUGGGAAAACCGCUCAAGAUCAAGUUGAGGAGCUGAUGAUAAGGAGUCACGUGUCACAAGGGGACAUCAGAUCGGCAGAAGAGACAGAAAGAUACAAAGCAAAGCUUAAAGAGCUCGAGAGGGAAAGACAGAGACAGCUGGAGAUGGAGAAAGAAGCACAUUUAGAAUUUGAGCGAAUGAAGGAGAUGGAGAAACAAAGACAGUUUGAAAGGCAAAGACAGAAAGCCUACGAAGAGGAGAAACAACGUGCACUGGAAAGGCAGAAAGAAUUAGAGAGGCAGGAAAGAGAAAGGCAAUGGCAACAAAUGGAGAGACAGAAAAAGAUUGAAAGGGAGAGACAGAGAGAGCUGGAGAGACAGAGAGAGCUGGAGAGACAGAGAGAGCUGGACAAGGAGAGAAGGCUGCUGGAGCUUCAAAGGGAGAAACAGAAAAUGGAGGAGCUGGAGAGAAUCAAAGAGCUGGACAGACUACAGCUCUUAGAGUCUCAAAAACAGAAGCAGAAAGAGAAAGAGAGACAACAGGAGAUGGAGAGACAGGAAUCAGAAAAGCAGAGACUCCGAGAGAAGAAGGAGCGAGAAGAGGCAGAGAAGAUCAAACAGAUGGCGUUAGAGCAGGAAAUGUUAAGACUGAGAGAGCUUGAAAAAGAAAGAGAAAGACAACGGGAGAUGGAGAAGGAGCGUCUGAAAGAGAUGGAAAGGCAAAAGCAGAAGGAGCUGGAGAGACAGAGACAAAGGGAUUUAGAGAGAGAGCGACAGAGACAGCUGGAUAUCGAGAGACAGGAGUUGGAAAACCAGAGGCUGAGACGAGAACAGGAGACGGAGAGACUCAGGGAGAUCGAGAGAAGACAGCUCCUGGAGUUCGAGAGGCAGCAAAUCUUGGAGCUGGAGAAACGCAGACUGAGGGAGAAGAUGGAACGGGAGGAGGCCGAUAAAAUGAGACACAUCGCCAAACAGCAGGAAGCAGAGAGGCAGCGACUGAAGGAGAAGCAGAAGAAAGAGGAGCAGGAGAGGGCGAGGUCGGAGCAGGAGAGGACGAGGUCGGAGCAGGAGAGGGCGAGGUCGGAGCUGUCUCCUCUCAGGCCCAAAGGGAUGGAUCUGGACUCUCUGCUCUGGAGCGACCCGUUUUCAAAGGCGGCUCCUCAGCGCAGCGACCCUGCGACGCGAUGGAAGGAGCCGUCUCCGAGAGCAGACGAGUCCUACAAAUCCAGCAUCUUCGACAUAGACUCUUUCACGUCUCCGGCUCAGCUCUCCCCCAGUAAAGACUUGUUCUCUGUGUCCGGUAUUCAGAGCGUGGACGCUGGCUUUGGACCGAGAUUACAGCCCGAGAGAGACGUUAGCUGGAAGGCACCGCCACAGACUUCUGGAGGUUUCACGAGCCCAGUAUGGACGACGUCUCCCCAGGACCCGUGGGAGCUGAGGCCUGUCGAGGCGCCUGCCGAACCCAGAAAACCAGCCAGCAAACCCGGCCCGGAGCACCUCCUCCUCAGGCAGGAGGAGCGGCUCGCGGCUCCACAGAGGCACCGGUCCACCGUGCUGGACGAGCUGCUUCUUCUUGCCGAGACCAAACCUGGAGGCGCUCCAGGUGUUUCUUCUGCAGAACAGAUCUGGAUCCCCAGAGAGACACAGCCUCAAGACGUCCGGAGCCACAGGAGAUCACAGGGAUCUCAGGAGCUGAACAGGAUGCGGUCUCGCAGCGUUUCCCGCCGAUCGGCCCCUUCGAGCAGCGCCGUGGAGGGAAGCCUGUCCAGGAUGAGGAGUCGCAGCGCCCACAGGGAGCAGGACCGCCACAGCUGGGUGCAGCAGAAGCAGAGUAACGGUGGUGAAGAGGACGGGAGAGAUGCGGAGACUCCGGUCCGUGAGACUGACAGUCAGUAUGGGACCUGGGAGACGGGACUGCGCACUGACGACAGCCUCACUCCCGCCACUCCCAGCUCCGACAGCAAUCUGAGCCCUUCACCACGGAAGCCCACGCCCCCUCACAUGCCAGGCGAUCACGCCUCGCAGUUCGAUACCGACACCCUGGACGGCCUCCCGCCGUCGUCCGACAGCCAGCCGCUCUCCUUCCCCGAUGCCCCCGCCGUCCUGUUGGACACCAGCGCUCUUCGCUCCAGAGCCCAGCUGGGGAAGAAGCGAGCCCCGCGGACACGGCCCUCCAGAGCGGCCCGCCAGAGCGCCGCGCUGGGAGAGGGAGAGGGAGGAACCAACGAGGACUGGCUUUACCGAGACUCCACAGACGCGAAGGUGGAGAGUAAAGACGAUGAGUCCGACUCCGAGGAGCCGACCAGAGGAGCCGACGCCGGCCCCGCUGUCUCCUCUCAGCCGCAGAGGGUCGCCCUGUUCCCGGGGAUGGACCCUUCGGCUUUAAAGGCUCAGCUGAAGAAGAGGGCCGACUCUGACAAUCAAGUGGACGGACCUGCUCCCUCUCCGUCGCAGCUCUCUCGCUCUCCCAAGUCCCCGUUCCUCCCCAGGGCAGCUCGCGUACUGCCCCCUCCUGGUGGGAAAGAGAACGGUGAGGAAGACUCCCCCCAGUGGCUGAAAGAGCUGAAGAACAAGAAGCGCUUGAGUCAGUAUGAACAAGAGAGCUAAAGUAAAUAAUGAGGUUGCCUUAACAGAUGAGUCUCUAUGAAACAGAAGCCUUAACGUUGACCCAGAGCGGAGGAGAGGAGGAUCUACAGCUGCUGAUGUUUUCUUUUCUAUUCGUCUUUUUUUUUGUUCUCUUCCCAUCUGGGUUGAUAAAUGUGCAUGGUGCCUUUUUUUUACGGAGAGAGUCUCUAUCUUAAAACAAGCGAGGAGGGGGAAAAAAAACCCAUCCCAUCAGGCCUUGCUCUGCUUUAUUCAUUUCACGCUGGAGGAAGCUCCUCUGGACUUUAACGGGGACCAGGAGAGGAAGCGGAGGAAAAGGGGGAAUUACUUCCUGUCGGGCCGCAUUCCAGGAAACUUGUGGGACCACUCUUCAUCGCGGACGAUCGACGGCGUGUUAUCGACCAGCGGCGCGACGGCGUAGGACGACAUUUCAGACACUAAUGAACUCGAAUGUAGAGAACAAAUCACUGCUGACUCGAUUGUCUGUGAGCCUGAAUCAUGUUUAGUAAUCAGAAGUUAUAUUUGUAUUGUCGUUGAUUUAACAGAGAGCUAGUUUUUGAAAAGGUGCAUCACUACAAUAGAGCCUUUUCCUUUGAUACACUCCGCCACCCUAACAGUGUCACAGUGUCUGCACACGAGGGCUGCACCCGACCCCAUUGUGUCAGUCCAAUCUGUCUUCAGUUGAGCGACACACUACAGUCCGAUAUCAGCGGUUCCUCUGGUGGAAACGCGGCUACAUGAGUCUCAUGUUUCAGCCUACACCACAUUUUAAAGUAACUUAAACUACACAAAACCUUCCUGCACUGUCUUCCUGAGGCCCCUGUAAAGCGACAGUGAACAUACUGGUAUCAUAUGAGACUAGAUGACCUCACGCAUCCAUUGCUACCAAACCUGUUAUGCAAGCGUGUCGAGAAGAAGGCGAAAUAACGCUCCAAAGUUUGACUGACUGCCAUUUUCAAAGGAAUCCAUCUGACCUUUGACCUCAAGAUAUCUGAAUGGGCUCUCCAUGCACACAGGAUCUGCGUAUCCAGAAGUAAACAGUAUA